Hippopotamus amphibius kiboko is the source of this 1842-nucleotide messenger RNA. RefSeq names its product methyl-CpG binding domain protein 2 (gene MBD2). Lineage: Eukaryota; Metazoa; Chordata; Mammalia; Artiodactyla; Hippopotamidae. The transcript is spliced from 7 exons. Gene Ontology annotation, molecular function: DNA binding. Bases 130 to 1362 code for a protein of 410 amino acids. The record is from RefSeq and is a predicted model, not a curated record.
CUCUGUGCGCGCCCGCUCUAUGAUGCUUGCGCGCGUCCCCCGCGCGCCGCGCUGCGGGCGGGGCGGGUCUCCGGGAUUCCAAGGGCUCGGUUACGGAAGAAGCGCAGCGCCGGCUGGGGAGGGGGCUGGAUGCGCGCGCACCCGGGGGGAGGCCGCUGCUGCCCGGAGCAGGAGGAGGGGGAGAGCGCGGCGGGCGGCAGCGGCGCUGGCGGCGACUCCGCCAUAGAGCAGGGGGGCCAGGGCUGCGCGCUCGCCCCGUCCCCGGUGAGCGGCGUGCGCAGGGAAGGCGCUCGGGGCGGCGGCCGUGGCCGGGGGCGGUGGAAGCAGGCGGGCCGGGGCGGCGGCGUCUGUGGCCGUGGCCGGGGCCGGGGCCGUGGCCGGGGACGGGGCCGGGGCCGGGGCCGGGGCCGCGGCCGUCCCCCGAGUGGCGGCAGCGGCCUUGGCGGCGACGGCGGCGGCGGCUGCGGCGGCAGCGGUGGCGGCGGCGCCCCCCGGCGGGAGCCGGUCCCUUUCCCGUCGGGGAGCGCGGGGCCGGGGCCCAGGGGACCCCGGGCCACGGAGAGCGGGAAGAGGAUGGACUGCCCGGCCCUCCCCCCCGGAUGGAAGAAGGAGGAAGUGAUCCGAAAAUCUGGGCUCAGUGCCGGCAAGAGCGAUGUCUACUACUUCAGUCCAAGUGGUAAGAAGUUCAGAAGCAAACCUCAGUUGGCAAGGUACCUGGGAAAUACUGUUGACCUCAGCAGUUUUGACUUCAGAACUGGAAAGAUGAUGCCUAGUAAAUUACAGAAGAACAAACAGAGACUGCGGAAUGAUCCUCUCAGUCAAAAUAAGGGUAAACCAGACUUGAAUACAACAUUGCCAAUUAGACAAACAGCAUCAAUUUUCAAACAACCAGUAACCAAAGUCACAAAUCAUCCUAGUAAUAAAGUGAAAUCAGAUCCACAACGAAUGAAUGAACAGCCACGUCAGCUUUUCUGGGAGAAGAGGCUACAAGGACUUAGUGCAUCAGAUGUAACAGAACAAAUUAUAAAAACCAUGGAACUACCUAAAGGUCUUCAAGGAGUUGGUCCAGGUAGUAAUGAUGAGACCCUUUUAUCUGCUGUUGCCAGUGCUUUGCACACAAGCUCUGCACCAAUCACAGGGCAAGUCUCCGCUGCUGUGGAAAAGAACCCUGCUGUUUGGCUUAACACAUCUCAACCCCUCUGCAAGGCGUUCAUUGUCACAGAUGAAGACAUUAGGAAACAGGAAGAGCGAGUACAACAAGUGCGUAAGAAAUUGGAAGAAGCACUGAUGGCAGACAUCUUGUCACGAGCUGCUGAUACAGAGGAGAUGGACAUUGAAAUGGACAGUGGAGAUGAAGCCUAAGAUUAGCAUCAGGUAACUUUCGGCCGACUUUCCCCAAGAGCAAAUUCCUAGAAUUGAACAAAAACGUUUCCACUGGGUUUUGCCUGUAAGAAAAAAUGUACCCGAGCACAUAGAGCUUUUUAAUAGCACUAACCAAUGCCUUUUUAGAUGUAUUUUUGAUGUAUAUAUCUAUUACUCAAAAAUGAUGUUUAUUUUGAGUCCCAGGACUUAAAAUUAGUCUUUUGUAAUAUCAAGCAGGACCCUUAAGAUGAAGCUGAGCUUUUGAUGCCAGGUGCAAUCUACUGGAAAUGUAGCACUUCCAUGAAAUAUUUGUUUCCCCCACAAUUUUAAUUAUGAACAGAUCAGGAGUACGAAAUAAAUUUCCCAAUGAAAGCCUAUUGUGACUUCACUGUAUAUAAACAGAUUUUUAUACUUUAUUGAAAGAGGACACCUGUACAUUCUUCCAUCAUCACUGUAAAGACAAAUAAAUGAUUAUAUUCA